UUACUUUAAUAUGAACAUCUUCUACAGCUGGGUAGAAUUUUGGCAACGCAAACGAAGGCAAUAUAUUUGCUCCUCACAAACCUGGACCGAUACAGUGUUUCGUACAUUUAUGAAUUCACCUUGUCAAAUAUAUGGUCGUUAUAUGUGCGAUGAACAUGAUGACGAUUUACGUGAAACACGUUGUGAUAAUAAAGGUGGACAACAAUUAAUGGAGUCAUUAAAAUUCGAUUUGGAAUGUGGUUGGGAUAAUGCCACCUGCCGUGAAGCCUUCAUAGUACUUAUAUUUUCUCUAGUUGGACUAUUAUCCUGGAUGUGACUGUUGUAUUUCAUUUUUCAAACGUCAUCAGAAUUUUAUAGUAUCUUAGAGAAGGUGUAUGGCGGCGAUCAAUUAGCUUAAGAUUUUAAUAUUAAAAUUAAGAAAGAUUUUUAUUAAAACCGAAUGAAGUAGUGUACUGAUAGUAAGCAGCAAUGUCAUUAGUUUACGACAAAAAAAAUUAAAAAGCGUUGUUACUUAUUCAAAAGUAUAAAUGUAGUAUGCAUGUUAGUUGGACCUAUAAAUUAUGUAUCUGAUGUUUGAAAAAUGCCUUCCCCCUGGAUCUAAACGAAUAACUCUGUCUAUGUCUUUUUGCUAUGGAUAUUUUGGGCAUUAGAGAGCCUCGCGUGAAAAACAUUUAAAAUUAUAACCAAAAUUUUUAAAAUUAACUUUAAUCAAUUUAUUCAAAGUUUUAAAUAUUUGGCAAAUGUUACUUUUAUCAUAAAUAAUUUUGUGUUAUAAUUUACAUUUUUUACUGCUCUAUUAAAGUGUAGGAACUCUAAUGCGCGUAUGUAUAUUUGAUAUAUAUUUUUUAAAUAAUAUUAAAUAUACAUGUGUAAUUUUGUAUAUCGAACGAAUAUUUCUCACUAUUUGCUAUAAUUAUAUGUAUACUUAUUAAAUACGUACCCACCACAGUUUGCAAUAAUCACUGUCAUCAACUUUUUAUUAAAACAAACUAUUAAUUCUAUAUUUUUAUAACAAUAUUUAAUUCCUAAUAUAUAAAGUUUAAGUCACUUUUAAGUAGUACGUAUAUCACAAACUAUAUCCUUCCUUAUACAUACACUGAAAAUAAUCCAUGCUCAACUUUAC
Lucilia cuprina (Australian sheep blowfly) is the source of this 1123-nucleotide messenger RNA. RefSeq names its product chaoptin-like. The record is from RefSeq and is a predicted model, not a curated record. The transcript has 2 exons. NCBI's taxonomy places the organism in Eukaryota, Metazoa, Arthropoda, Insecta, Diptera, Calliphoridae. Bases 11 to 316 code for a protein of 101 amino acids.